Messenger RNA from Iphiclides podalirius (scarce swallowtail), 1995 nucleotides. The record is from the annotation of a GenBank genome assembly. Lineage: Eukaryota; Metazoa; Arthropoda; Insecta; Lepidoptera; Papilionidae.
AUGACCGCCGGUUCCGAAGAGCACGAGCCACUAAUUUCAUCAUCGGUGGACAACCAACGGGUUACUUACAACAAUUCCCCUCAGGAUGGGAACACACCGAGCGGGUCCCCUCGCACAAGCGGUGGCGAAAUCACCUUGGCAAUACCACAGUCCCGCAACUACGGUGCCAUUGGCGGCACGGAGAAGGUCACGUACACCUGGGCUGAUGUGAACGCUUUUGCCACCGAGUCCAGGUCCCGGAAUCGAAGGUUCUGGAACUGCUGGAAGACCUCGUCCGACCGAAUGUUCCAGCAGCGGAAACAGUUGUUAAGAAACGUAAAUGGGGCGGCGUAUCCCGGUGAGUUGCUGGCGAUCAUGGGGUCUUCAGGUGCUGGCAAGACCACGCUGCUCAACACCUUAACGUUCCGAACACCCAGCGGCGUGGUCUCGAGCGGGACCAGGGCACUAAACGGUCAGCCCGCCACCCCUGAGGCACUGACCGCGCUCUCAGCUUACGUGCAGCAACAAGAUUUGUUCAUUGGCACGUUAACAGUGAAGGAGCACCUAAUCUUUCAGGCUUUGGUGCGGAUGGACCGUCACAUACCUUACGCGCAACGCAUGCGGAGGGUACAGGAAGUAAUCCAAGAGUUGGCGUUGUCCAAAUGCCAGAACACGGUGAUCGGAAUCCCUGGACGGCUGAAGGGCAUAUCGGGGGGCGAAAUGAAGAGACUCUCGUUUGCCAGCGAGGUGCUGACGGACCCCCCGCUGAUGUUCUGCGACGAGCCCACCUCUGGGCUGGAUUCCUUCAUGGCGCAAAACGUCAUUCAGGUAUUGAACGGGCUGGCGAGGAAAGGCAAGACAGUCGUGUGCACGAUACAUCAGCCCUCCUCGGAGCUAUACGCCAUGUUCGACAAGCUGCUGAUAAUGGCGGAUGGCAGGGUCGCCUUCCUCGGCUCACCGGACCAGGCCACCGAAUUCUUCAAAGAGCUCGGAGCAGCUUGCCCAGCGAACUACAACCCAGCCGAUCACUACAUCCAACUCCUAGCUGUCCGAGUUGGGUUGCAAGAUUGCUUCAGAAGCCGAGAAUGCCUUGUUUCACGAGCGCAAGAUCUCCGGCGGCUGGGCGGACGCGCCGUGGUCGAGCGUGGCCGCGUUGCGCGCGCGCCGCUCCCCCUACAAGGCGAGCUGGUGCGCGCAUUCCGCGCCGUGCUCUGGCGCUCCUGGCUCUCCGUCACCAAGGAGCCGAUGCUCAUCAAAGUCCGCUUCCUGCAGACCGUAAUGGUGUCCAUUCUGAUCGGGGUGAUAUAUUUCGGCCAGCAUUUGGAUCAGGACGGAGUCAUGAACAUCAACGGCGCGAUAUUCAUGUUCCUCACGAACAUGACCUUCCAAAAUAUCUUCGCUGUUAUAAAUGUGUUCUGCUCGGAGCUGCCGAUCUUCAUACGGGAGCACCACUCGGGCAUGUACAGAGCGGACGUGUACUUCCUAUCGAAGACGCUCGCCGAGGCGCCCGUGUUCGCCACCAUACCGCUGGUGUUCACCACCAUCGCGUACUACAUGAUCGGCCUGAAUCCGGCGCCGGAGAGGUUCUUCAUCGCGUCGGGCCUCGCGGCGCUGAUCACGAACGUCGCCACCUCGUUCGGCUACCUGAUAUCCUGUGCUAGCACUAGCGUCAGCAUGGCGGCAUCAGUCGGGCCUCCAAUCAUCAUACCCUUCAUGCUGUUCGGUGGCUUCUUCCUCAACUCCGGGUCGGUGCCGCCGUACCUGGGCUGGAUCUCGUACCUGUCCUGGUUCCGGUACGGGAACGAGGCGCUGCUGGUGAACCAGUGGUCGGGCGUGGACUCCAUUGACUGCACCAGGGAGAACUUCACCUGCCCAGCGUCAGGCCAGGUGGUUCUGCAGACGCUCAGCUUCUCAGAGAAGGACUUCACGAUGGACGUGGUGAACAUGGUGCUGCUGUUCAUAGGGUUCCGGUUCCUGGCGUACCUCGCGCUGCUGUACCGCACGCGCCGCGGCAAA